AUGGUCAACUCCUGUUGUGGCUCCGUGUGCUCUGACCAAGGCUGUGGCCAAGACCUCUGCCAGGAGACCUGCUGCCAUCCCAGCUGCUGUGAGACCACCUGUUGCAGGACCACCUGCUGUCGCCCCAGCUGCUGUGUAUCCAGCUGCUGCAGGCCCCAGUGCUGCCAAUCGGUAUGCUGCCAACCCACCUGCUGCCGCCCCAGCUGCUGUCAGACCACCUGUUGCAGGACCACCUGCUACCGCCCCAGCUGCUGUGUGUCCAGCUGCUGCAGGCCCCAGUGCUGCCAGUCUGUGUGCUGCCAGCCCACCUGCUGCCGCCCCAGCUGCUGUCAGACCACCUGUUGUAGGACCACCUGCUACCGCCCCAGCUGCUGUGUGUCCAGCUGCUGCAGGCCCCAGUGCUGCCAGUCUGUGUGCUGCCAACCCACCUGCUGUCGCCCCAGCUGCUGUCAGACAACCUGCUGCCGCCCCAGGUGCUGCAUCUCCAGCUGCUGCCGCCCCAGGUGCUGCAUCUCCAGCUGCUGCCGCCCCAGCUGCUGUGUGUCCAGCUGCUGCAGGCCCCAGUGCUGCCAGUCUGUGUGCUGCCAGCCCACCUGCUGCCGCCCCAGAUGCUGCAUCUCCAGCUGCUGUCGCCCCAGCUGCUGUGUGUCCAGCUGCUGCAGGCCCCAGUGCUGCCAGUCUGUGUGCUGCCAGCCCACCUGCUGCCGCCCCAGCUGCUGCAUCUCCAGCUGCUGUCGCCCCAGCUGCUGUGUGUCCAGCUGCUGCAGGCCCCAGUGCUGCCAGUCUGUGUGCUGCCAGCCCACCUGCUGCCGCCCCAGCUGCUGCAUCUCCAGCAGCUGCCACCCCUCUUGCUGUGAAUCCAGCUGCUGCCGCCCCUGCUGCUGCCUGCGUCCAGUCUGUGGCCGAGUCUCCUGCCACACCACUUGCUAUCGCCCAACCUGUGUCAUCUCCACCUGCCCCCGCCCCUUGUGCUGUGCCUCCUCUUGCUGCUGAGCCCAGUACCCUGGCUCAUCUCUCCCUUCACCGCAAGCCCACAGAUGUAGACGAUUCUUCUGUGCUGACUAUUAGGACACAUGGAGUGGGAUUGAUGUCAUUCAGCAGGGUGGACCUCAUGUUUCCAAUGAGCCCAUCACCAUCCCGCUGACUCUGUGAAGAUAUUCUGGUUCAUUUUAAACUCCCUCCCUUGCUUUCUUUUUCUUCCAGUCAUGGCACCAAAUACGAAUUAAUUUGUAAUCCACUAGCUAAGAAAUUAUUCCAAUCCUCUAAAUUCCUCAUUUUUAAAAUCAUUUUGAGCCUACAGAAUAUCCUUCCCAAUGAGGUAGACAUUAUCUCCCUUUCAAACAUUAUUUGUCUGUCAGCCUUUCAGUCAUUCUUUUCUCUUGUAAUGGGAGGAGGCUGCCCCUUCCAAGCUCUCCUGCUUUCUCCCUGUUCUCUCUUUCUGUCUCUGUUUGUUCGAAUUUGCCAGAAUUUUUCUAUUUUAUUAGUUCUUUAUCUUUAUUGUGUUCACAAAAUAUAUUGUAUUAAACUUUUCAUUUAGAAA
This is a messenger RNA of Nomascus leucogenys (northern white-cheeked gibbon), 1540 nucleotides long. RefSeq names its product keratin-associated protein 4-7. The transcript has a single exon. NCBI's taxonomy places the organism in Eukaryota, Metazoa, Chordata, Mammalia, Primates, Hylobatidae. The record is from RefSeq and is a predicted model, not a curated record. Gene Ontology annotation, cellular component: keratin filament. The coding region runs from base 1 to 993 and encodes 330 amino acids.